AUUAUUUUUUAGAAUAUGUCAAAGGUAUUGCCAACUUUAGUCUGUGCUGAAUGUCAUUUCACAGCUGGUGAUGGUGUUUUCAAAAUAUUUUUUUCGAUUUGCGCCAAUUUUUACAGUUUACGACAAAAUAAACAUAUUCCAUUUCAUCCUACUAUGAAUUCUCCAGGGACUCGUUCUUCUCCUACCUAUAAAAAUCUUAAGAUAAGAAACAAACAAUCGCCAAUAGAAAUAAAAGAAAAACUCAGAAAGAGCUACCGAGAAAAAGUAAGCAGUUGUCGCAGUCUGCUUAUUAACUCAUUUCGGGGAGCAGCUAUUGAAAAUGAGGUUAAAAUAACUUUGAAUGAAAUUUACAAAAAAACCUUUAAUUUCGAUGAAGAUAUAUCGUCUGUUGAGGAUGAGCAAAUGCUUGAUGAAAUACGCAAAGAACUUGUAAAAGAGGAACUAGACUGGUGGUUAGAAGAAUAUGAAAGAUGCCAAAAUUAUAAUAUUGAUUGGAGUUCAAUAGAAGCUGAAAGUGUUAUUUGUCCAGUAUGUGAAAAAGCCAAUUUAAUAUUUCGAAAUGGUGAAUUCUCUUGUUCAACUUGUAAUAUAUUAGUUAAGACAGAAAAAUGCAUAGCAGAUGUAAAAAGUAUGCUUUUCAAUUCAGUUGAUAAACAUAGUUCAUUGUGUGACAGUGUAGUGCAGUUCACUGCUAUCCCAGAUGUAAAUGGAACACAUAUUUAUCUAAUUUGCAGUGCAUGUAAUGACAUGCAGUUAAUAAUCUGAAAAGGUGAGAAAAAAAUCCUAUUUAUAAGAGUUGAUUUUUCUAUAAUAAUAAUAUUGUUAUCUUGUCACAAUUUCUUUUCUAUCUUAAUAUAUUUG
Messenger RNA from Plutella xylostella (diamondback moth), 861 nucleotides. RefSeq names its product RPA-interacting protein. Gene Ontology annotation, cellular component: nucleus. NCBI's taxonomy places the organism in Eukaryota, Metazoa, Arthropoda, Insecta, Lepidoptera, Plutellidae. The record is from RefSeq and is a predicted model, not a curated record. Gene Ontology annotation, biological process: protein import into nucleus.